GCCGUCAACCCACAAGAUGUCACCUUGGGUCAAGAGAGUGUUUAUCCACAUCAUGCCACGACUGCUCCUUAUGAGACGACCUCAGUACGACCCUCGAGAGCGACAUGUGCGUUCGGCCUCGGAGCAAGAGUAUUUAGAUAGCCUUGGCGACGGUGGUAUCUGUGAUCCUUACAGCGAGACCUUCGUGGAAAUCCGUGGGGAGCGAGGAAGUCUCGGAGGCGGAGGCGGAGGCGGAGGAGGAGGAGGAGGCAACGGCGGGUAUAAAUUCAGCGAAGAUUUUCUCUCGUCACACGCCACAGGGAAGUGCGACCUGGGCGGCUGCCACCUGCACAACCAGCGGACUUAUUCCCCCGAGAUCCAGAAGGCGAUCGAGGGCGUCCAGUUCAUCGCUCAACACAUCAAGGACGCCGAUCGAGACAAUGAGGUGAUUCAAGACUGGAAGUAUGUGGCUAUGGUGCUCGAUAGACUUUUCCUGUGGGUGUUCACCAUUGCGUGCGUGGUUGGGACGUGCGGCAUCAUUUUCCAGGCUCCUUCCCUCUACGACACGAGGAGUCCUAUCGACCAAAUGUACUCUGAGAUCGGGACUGCUAGUUCGACACUGUAAAGGAUCGCCAAGGACAUUAUCCUACAAACAUACUUCCUUUAAAUCUGUGUGUGCGUCUGUUUAUGUGCGUGUGUGUAUCCGUGGAGGGAGUUUGUGUAUGUGUAAGUGUGGGAGUGUUUGUGUUAUGUUUGUGUGCGUGAGUUACGUGUAAAUAUUUUUUUUUUUCCUUCCUGUCUCCUUCAUCUCCAUGUCUAUUCGGUAUUUUACAUCGUGAAUAAUGUGAGAACUCGUCAACUGUGAGAAAGUUUCAAUUGUUUUGCUUUUUGUUGUUUGCUUUUUAAAAAAACAAAAGAUGUCUAUCGUGCGAGACUAAUGACGAAUUUACGUGUAAUAAUUAGUCUUCAUUUCAAGUAUUUCUUUCCAGUCGUUACUACCAUUAUAGUAGAUUUGACUUAGCGUAGGUCGAGCUUUUUUCUUUCGAAUUCUAGAAGUUACUUGGCGAGCAGAGCAAAUCUCACUUCCGGACUCGGGAAUUUAGGCGAGAGGCCAGUUACGCAAGGCCAGGCAAGGCGUGGAAGCUUCUAGAUAUAUCAUGCAAUUGUCAGACAGAUCAUGCAGUUUUGCUUAUGACUGGAUCAGCUGACAGGUCUUUGGAUCGAAACGAUAAAAUGCUUCAAAAUGUCAUGAUCAUCUGUUAGAAUCUGAAAAUGAAGCAUUAGGAAAUUAGAACAAAAAAAUCUCUUUUUUUCUUGCCAUACACUAGGCAGAGGAUUUUUUUUGAAAGGCCUUGUAAACAUACAGGUUACGUAUGUAAGGUCAUAGGUCAUACAAUUCGCAAAUCUCGAUCGUUUUAUGAAAAAUUAAGAUGGGAGAUAUUUGAUAUUUGAAAAAAAAAACAGAGAGUCAUGAAACUUGGCAAAAAUAAUGGGUUAUAUUUUUUUACAUGUCUGUAAUGAAAGCAAGAAAAAUAAAUGUCGGCUCAGGUUGAAGAAAUAAUAUUAAAUGAUUUUCAAGACGGAAACGAAGACAAAAUCAAAGAUAAAUAUACAUAUAUACACAAUAGUUUUCCCUAAAUUUGAUCACGCAUUGUUAAAAGCGUAAAGAGAUUAUUGUGUGACAUUGUAGGCUUCAAUCCUCUUCAAUUCAACUUUGAAAUACAAUUGAAACAUGAUGGAGAUACACAUAGAAUAAGAUUAUAUUUUUUUCAAGUCCAGAAGACGGAAAUGAUUCUCGAAUGCCGUUUUGUUUGUUUGUUUUAUCGGACACUUAGAAAAAAAAAAAACUUGUCUGUAUGGACGUGUUGGUAGUGUUAAUACUCUAUAUACGUUAAGUCUUUUAACAGCUCAUCGUGAAAUUAUUAAUAUCCUUUUUUUUUUAUCUCGCUCUUUCUCUGUUUUCUUUCGUGUGUGUGAAAAUUCUUCUGCCAAUCAGGAUUGUGCUUCGCGUUUCCGCCAUUUUCUUUUCCUCGUGUUUCCCGCCAUUUUUUCCCUCGUGACGUCACUCGGCUUGCGCUUCUCAACAACUUUUUAAGCCCUGUGUAUGUUAAAUAGUAUGGAUCUAGGAACUAAUGUUUAGUGUUUAAGAAGUCAAUUUUUACGUAUUUCUAAGACGUAUUGCGUGCACUUGAUUACCGACAAGGAGUCUUAACAUUUGUUGAGUCGGUGGAGACGUGUUGGAAUUUUUGACCCGAAAUGAAAAAGAAGAAAAACAAAUCCUUUGCAAUGAAGGAAGGUUAAUCCGUUUGUGGGAGCGCAUGGUUUUAAUACUUAUGGUGUGUAUCUUCGGCUCAAAUACAAUACAAACGUAUAAUUAUGUACAUAAUGAAGUUAGUGUUAGACAAUUUUGAAUAUUUCAAAACCAAGAAUAUAUUUCUUUUCUUCUUCAUCAAUGUCAUUUGUAACCACUUACCCACAAUAGAAAGAACAAAACAAUGUCAGUAUUUUGUUUCUCACUACACUGAGAUUUAUGUUAAAUUUUUCAGUCAGGAGAAACGCUUUUACUCUGACAAUCCAAUCCUGUUCUGACUCUAAUUAAGUCUUUGUUAGGUCCUUUACUGUUACUUCUAUUUUGGUAAAUGCUGACAAAUGUCAUUUUGAGUCUUCAUUUGUUCUCCAUUUCUUUGUUCAUUAUUUGUCUAUUUUUUCCCACUUGUAUAUUUCCCGCCCUGUCUGUGGGUCUCUCUUUUUUUUUUUCUCUCUCUCUCUCUAUAUAUCAUUCUUCCCCCCCUCUUCCUAACCCCCCCUCCUCUAUCUCUCACUCUUUUUUCUUCUCUUCUCUUCUCUUCUCUUCUCUUCUCUUCUCUUCUCUCUCUCUCAGUCAUUCACUCUUUAUCACAUCUUUGAGCAAUCAUGUGUUUUAUCUUUACACAAAACCUUUUUCCUAAUACCCGGUAUAUUUAAGGGCAGUUAGAUAAAAAAGAAUACAUUUCAUUAGUUAUUUAUAUAUAUAUAAAUACAUAUAUAUACACAUAUGAUUAUAUUUUGGGGGAAACGAUAAUGUUGGAAGGAAGUAAAUAUUUCCCAAGAAUUGCAGACAAUUGCUUGUAGAAAGUCGCCAACUCUGUAGCUUUUGAGUGACAAUUUCCUAUCACCGAUGUAAAUGGAUGAAGCUGUGGGGUUCUCAGCCUUCGGUGUCUACGUCAGAAGGUCGAAGAUCGUUUGCUGAUGACCGAAACACCUGCAACCGUUUACACCUGAAACGCUUAUACGAAUGAUGAGAAAAAAAAUAUCUUUAUAUCUAAUGAAAAAAAAGGCAAAGGUAAAUUUCGUAGACGACGAAAAAUCGAAGUAUUGGCUUAAAGUCAACAGUAGCACUUCUUUAUAUACACGAAGGUGAUUUUAUUUUCAACUUCCGUCGUGAACCUAGUUUUUGGAAACGAGGUGAGGAAAGUUUAGAUGCCAUGAAAGAUAAAUUACUAUUAUUUAGAUCUUUCACACACACACACACACACACACACACACACACACACACACACACACACACACACACACACACACACACACACAUCUAUCUAUAUUUAUGUAUGAAUAUAUAUAUAUAUAUAUAUACAUAUAUAUAUAUAUGCGUAUAUACACAUAUACAUAUACAUACAUACAUAUUUAUACAUGCGUAUAGAUAUAUGAAAACAUAUAAAGAGGUCUUACUGUUUUCACUCCGUAAAUUACGAACUAAAAUUGAAAUCAAUCAAAAUAUGUGCCAAGAAUUAACAGAUAAACACAGUCUUCCUUAAACUCCGAAAAUUUUUUGCUCACUGCUUCAGUAUUUUGUUACUUGCACUCUUGUAUUCAGGAAAUGAUAUGCAAAAGCACUCUUGAGUAUUUCUUUUGUUUUUCGUCUUUUUAUCAGGAAUAUUUAAUAAGAAUCAGAAUGUGUGUUUUCUAAGGGUUAAAGAGGACGAGAAACAUGUGUGUAUGUUCACUGUUGAACUAAAUUUUAUCUGUUUAUUGAAGAAUAGGUGUAGAAUGUGUAUAGGUGUCUAGAGAUAAUUCAGGAAAUUAGAUUUGCGUAUUUAUAUAAAGAAUAGUUCCAGUGUGUGUGUGUUUGUUUGCGCGCGCGCGAGUAUAUAUGUGUCUGUGUAUACAUACAUACAUACAUAUAUAUUUAAAUGUAUAU
Penaeus chinensis is the source of this 4156-nucleotide messenger RNA. RefSeq names its product acetylcholine receptor subunit beta-like 2. NCBI's taxonomy places the organism in Eukaryota, Metazoa, Arthropoda, Malacostraca, Decapoda, Penaeidae. The coding region runs from base 17 to 604 and encodes 195 amino acids. Gene Ontology annotation, cellular component: membrane. Gene Ontology annotation, biological process: monoatomic ion transport. The record is from RefSeq and is a predicted model, not a curated record. The transcript is spliced from 4 exons.